AUGAGCAAGUCGUGGGGCAUCAGCGCUGGUGCAGCUUUGUGGCUGUACAGGGCGGUCCUGCUACCGCGGCUGCUAUACGCGUCAGUCGUCUGGUGGACGAGAAUAAAUAAAGGGGAGGUAGAGAAACUACUUAGAAGCCUGCAAGGUAACUACCUAAGGGCUGCAGUAGGGGCCAUGAGAACCACACCCACAGAGGCGCUUGAAAUAGCACUCAGUGUUACGCCAAUAGGCUUGGCCGUGAUAAAAUCAGCCAAUACCACGGCAUACCGUCUGAAAUGUCAGGGUGAAUGGAGAAACACAGGACUGGGACACACCAGGCUUGGUCUUCUCCAAAAGUACCCUAUAGAGGGAAUACAAGACAGAACUACAAGAAAGUAUCAACUGGUAAAACACUUUAAGAUAUGGAUACCUGAUAGAAAUGAGUGGCUGAAACCGGGCGGAAUCAUGGACACAAAGGUGGACAUGUGGUUCACGGACGGAUCAGGCAUAAACAACUGCUUUGGAGCAGGAGUAUAUGGACCUGGGGAAAACCAUAGGGAGAGUAUUCCAAUGGGAGGCGACUGCACGGUCUUUAUGGCAGAGAUGCUCGCCAUCCUCAGAUGUGCCGAACUGAACCUAACCAAAGGAACAAAUUGCAGGAAAAUAUAUAUCUGCACAGACAGUAGGGCGGCCCUUCAGGCGUUGGCGGGUGCGACCACCGAGUCUUGCUUGGUAUGGGACUGCAUGCUGGCGCUGGAGGAGCUGUGUGGAACAAAUAAAGUAACGUUAGUCUGGGUGCCCGGGCAUCAGGGCAUACCGGGUAACGAAAUAGCAGACUCACUGGCUAGAGAAGGGGCUAGCAAAGCACCAGAUAGUCGGGAGAUGGGAGUGCCCUUUACGAUGGGUAAGAACUUCAUCAGGGAAAGUAUAGACAAACAACAUAAGGCCAGGUGGGAUAAUCUGAAAUCCUGCCGACAGGCCAAAUUCCUGAUGAAAGACAUAAAUGGUAACAGAACCAAGGAACUGCUCACGUUGAAUAGGCAGAAAUUGAGGAUGGGGAUAGGACUGCUGACAGGACAUUCACCAAUACUCAAAGCCCACCUAUUCAAUAUCAGACUCGCAGACAGGAAGGAGUGUCGACUAUGCGGGGAGGAAAAAGAGGACAGCAUACAUAUUCUGUGCCAAUGUCCGGCUCUGGCUAGAAAGAGAUUCAGGAUCUGGGGACAAAGUUUUCUUAAAUCCCAAGAAUUAGACAAAACAAGGGUGGUGGAACUCAUAAGCCUAGUGGAGAACUCUGGGCUGAGUACACAUCACUCAGUUUAA
Nylanderia fulva is the source of this 1302-nucleotide messenger RNA. The record is from RefSeq and is a predicted model, not a curated record. Lineage: Eukaryota; Metazoa; Arthropoda; Insecta; Hymenoptera; Formicidae.